Messenger RNA from Nomascus leucogenys (northern white-cheeked gibbon), 2559 nucleotides. It is a transcript of the gene ANKMY2, whose product is annotated as ankyrin repeat and MYND domain containing 2. Lineage: Eukaryota; Metazoa; Chordata; Mammalia; Primates; Hylobatidae. Gene Ontology annotation, molecular function: protein binding. The record is from RefSeq and is a predicted model, not a curated record.
CAAUGACAGGCGGCAGGCGGUGACUGCCGCUGGGCCUGCAGAGACCGUCCGCCUGGCUCGCCCGAGCUCGCCCGCUGUCCGCCAGCCCGCGGGAGGGAGGAGAGAAGCGGAUCGCUUCCGCGGUUGGCUACUUAGUGUCUUGGUCUCAAGUUGCCUCAUUGCGGCUGGCGUUCCCAAUACAGACGCAUCGUUUCUUUUUUAAUACUUCCUAAGAAACAGAAUAACCUUCAAGCUGGCGGGAGCAAUGGUUCACAUAAAGAAAGGCGAGCUGACCCAAGAGGAGAAGGAGCUACUGGAAGUCAUCGGGAAAGGUACUGUCCAAGAAGCUGGAACAUUAUUAUCCAGCAAGAAUGUUCGUGUCAACUGUUUGGAUGAGAAUGGAAUGACUCCUCUAAUGCAUGCAGCAUAUAAAGGAAAACUCGAUAUGUGCAAAUUACUACUGCGACAUGGAGCCGAUGUAAAUUGUCAUCAGCAUGAACAUGGAUACACAGCCCUCAUGUUUGCUGCACUUUCUGGUAAUAAAGACAUCACAUGGGUAAUGUUAGAAUCUGGUGCUGAGACAGAUGUUGUCAACUCUGUGGGAAGAACAGCAGCUCAGAUGGCAGCCUUUGUGGGUCAACAUGAUUGUGUGACCAUAAUCAACAAUUUCUUUCCUCGAGAGAGACUGGAUUAUUACACUAAGCCCCAGGGACUGGAUAAAGAGCCAAAACUGCCCCCAAAGUUGGCAGGCCCACUGCACAAAAUUAUCACCACAACGAAUCUUCAUCCUGUCAAGAUCGUGAUGCUUGUAAAUGAGAAUCCCCUGCUGACAGAAGAAGCAGCCCUGAAUAAAUGCUACAGAGUGAUGGAUUUGAUUUGUGAGAAAUGUAUGAAGCAAAGAGACAUGAAUGAAGUAUUGGCUAUGAAAAUGCAUUACAUAAGCUGUAUCUUUCAGAAAUGCAUUAACUUCUUAAAAGAUGGAGAGAAUAAACUGGACACCUUGAUCAAAAGCUUGUUAAAAGGCCGAGCUUCUGAUGGCUUUCCAGUGUAUCAAGAAAAGAUCAUUAGAGAAAGUAUCAGAAAAUUUCCUUACUGCGAAGCUACACUCCUCCAGCAGCUGGUUCGAAGCAUUGCUCCUGUUGAAAUUGGUUCUGAUCCCACUGCAUUCUCCGUCCUUACCCAAGCCAUCACUGGCCAGGUGGGUUUUGUGGAUGUGGAAUUUUGCACUACCUGUGGAGAAAAGGGAGCAAGUAAAAGAUGUUCAGUUUGCAAAAUGGUAAUAUAUUGUGAUCAAACCUGCCAGAAAACACACUGGUUUACUCAUAAGAAAAUCUGUAAGAAUCUGAAGGACAUUUACGAAAAGCAACAAUUGGAGGCUGCCAAAGAAAAGAGACAAGAGGAAAACCACAGCAAACUUGAUGUCAAUUCUAACUGUGUUAAUGAAGAGCAACCAGAGGCUGAAGUGGGUAUCUCUCAAAAGGAUUCCAAUCCUGAAGAUUCCGGGGAAGGAAAGAAAGAAUCUCUUGAAAGUGAAGCUGAGUUGGAAGGCUUACAGGAUGGUCCUGCAGUGCCACAGGUGUCCGAGGAGUAAAAGCCAGAGCAAGUGCCAGUGUGGAUGGUCCUCACCCUGCAAGAAGCUGGAAAACUCAUGGGAAUGCAUUGUCCUCGCCUCGUUAUGCCUGCAUGGCACCAUGGCAGGAUUCCACAUUUCAUAGAAUAGAGGUUUUCAAGCAAACCCCUGUUGACCAUGCCCUAAUUUCCUAUUGAUUUCUGUUCUAUAAUUGAACGGAUAUUCCUAUGGAAAAUUUUUUGUUUCAAAAUACAGGAAAAACAUUCCUAUUCCCUUUCUGAGGCUGGCUUUCCAGCAAUUGUUUCAAAGAAAAAUAGAUCCCCUUAAAGAAAAAAUACAGGCUUUAGGGAACAAAGGGACAAGUAGAACAGGUGUGGAAGAGAGAUUUUCAGGAAGGAAAAAAUUUAUAGCUACAGAGAUGGGUAGUUAGAAAAAUCAUAACUUACAUGUGAAUAAAAUACAAGUAAACAGCAUUUACUGUAGUGGCAUUCUACUUAUUAAGAUGCAAUGAAAUGAAGAAAAGCUUUAUGUUCAAGGACCUUUGCCAUAGUUCAGCUAAUUGUAGUUUUAUAUAGAAAUGAUCCUGAACACUCUGAACUUGACGUAGUCCUGCGGUGAUAAUUCUAUCUGCAGUAUUUGUACCUCCAGAAUGGCAGAUCCCUCAGCAGGAACAAAGGCAUAUUGACGGUUCUCUCAGCAUGUGCAUUAAAAAAGGUACUUCCUGAAACUUGUGAUUCAAUAAUGACUAAACAUACUAUGUACACAAUUAUUGUAAGACUAAUUCAAGUGCCAUACUCCACCUGAAAGCCCGAGUUAUCUUGCUAUAAGCUUUUCAUGGAGCACUUCCUUUCCAGAAACUAAUUUGUAACUCAUUUAGAGAAUGUCCUGGCGUCAGUUUUUAGCAUAUGUGGUAUUUAAACAGAGCUAGAAUGUGAUGUCUGAAGAUAAUGCUGCAUUUCUAAGUUUCUUGUGUGGAUUUUAAAAUAAAUUGUGCCUACAAAUAUAAACAA